Molecule: messenger RNA, 858 nt
Organism: Sporothrix brasiliensis 5110
Lineage: Eukaryota; Fungi; Ascomycota; Sordariomycetes; Ophiostomatales; Ophiostomataceae
Exons: 1
Coding region: 1-858 (285 amino acids)
Cellular component (GO): mitochondrion
Source: RefSeq, a predicted model, not a curated record
AUGGCUGCAGCUUGGAGACACAAACGGAUCGUCUGCUAUGUCAGCAAAGCAGCAUCUACACAUAUCCUCCCCGGCGUCCGACCAAGAGCGGCCUCCAUAAAAGUAAGGGAGUCGCUUCCGCGCUCUCAAUCGACAGCAUCGCCGCCGCGGCCGCUUAUCUACCCCGACCAGCCGCGGUCUGUAAAGCACAACGACCUGUCGUCAUUUCUCCGCUAUGCUGAGCGCGCUGGGCUGGACACCGGGUCGACGACCUAUGUAGGCACACACUAUGAGUACACCGUGGCCGACCACCUGGCGCCGUUGGGCUUUUCACUGCGGCGCGUCGGCGGCGCAUCGGAUCGUGGCAUCGACUUACUCGGCACAUGGGCGCUACCCAUUCCCCAAAGUACCUCGGAGCCAUCCCAGGAACCUCUCCGGGCGAUCGUCCAGUGCAAGGCAGGAGCCGGCCAACGCGUCGGCCCGCACCUCGUGCGUGAGCUGGAGGGAGCGUUCAUCGGCGCACCCGUGGGCUGGCGGUCACGCGUUGGCAACAGCGAUAGUUUAGGUGGACACGAAGGCGGAAACGGAAAUGGAAGCUGCCUGCCCGUCAUCGGGAUACUUGUGACCGAGAAGCCGGCCACAAAGGGCGUCCGGGACGCGUUGUCGCGCAGCCGCUGGCCCAUGGCCUACAUAUACUGCGCAAGCGCGGGCCACGUGCGACAAAUGCUCUGGAACCAGCAGGCGGAAAAGACCUGUGGUCUGACUGGAUUGGGGGUCACACUUCGGCACGCUUCCGACGAGUACGAAGGCGCUUAUGCACACAUUGUCCUUACCUGGCAGGGUAAGCCACUUCCGGCUGCCACCGAGCAAGACUCAUGA